AUGCACAACCGGACGAUAGACUCCGAAUUCUUCCUGCUGGGUUUGACCGAUGUCCAGGGGCUGCAGACCUUCCUCUUCGCACUCCUCCUCCUCGUUUACCUCAUCAACUUGGCGGGCAAUGGCACCAUCAUGAUGAUCGUCGCCUCGGAGCCCCGGCUCCACUCCCCCAUGUACUUCUUCCUAGGGAACCUCUCCUGCCUGGACAUCUGCUUCUCCACGGUGAUCCUGCCCAAACUGCUGGCCAACCUCCUGUCUGCCCGCAAGGCCAUCUCCUUCCUCGGCUGCAUCGCCCAGCUCCACUUCUUCCACUUCCUGGGCAGCGCCGAGGCCGCCCUGCUGGCCGUCAUGGCCCUGGACCGCUUCGUGGCCAUCUGCCGCCCGCUCCGCUACCCGGUCAUCAUGAGCCGGCGGGUGUGCGUCCUGCUGGCUGGAGCCACCUGGACCGCCGGCUUCUUCCACGCUCUGCUCCACUCGGUCCUGACGUCCCGGUUGUCCUUCUGCGGCUCCCGCCGCGUCCCCCACUUCUUCUGCGACGUCAAGCCGCUCCUGGCGUUGGCUUGCGACAGCAUCGAGCUGCACCUGUGGUUGCUCAACACCGUCACGGGAAGCCUGGUCCUGGGCUCUUUCUUUCUGACGCUUCUCUCCUACCUCUACCUGAUCGGCUUCCUCCUGCUCCAGAGCCGCUCCUGGGGAGUGCUGAGCAAGGCUCUGUCCACCUGUGCGGCCCACCUCUCUGUGGUGAUCCUCUUCUAUGUCCCCGUCACCGUCGCCUACACGAGCACCACCUUGGAUGGCUCCACGGUCCAGGAUCGGGCUAUCACCAUCAUGUACAGCAUCGCCACCCCGCUGUUCAACCCCCUCAUCUACACUCUGAGGAACCGAGACGUCAAAGAGUCGCUGAAGAUGGUCAUCUUGAGGAAGCUUUGCCCUGUAAGAUUCUAA
Messenger RNA from Ornithorhynchus anatinus (platypus), 942 nucleotides. RefSeq names its product olfactory receptor 12D3-like. The coding region runs from base 1 to 942 and encodes 313 amino acids. Gene Ontology annotation, molecular function: G protein-coupled receptor activity; olfactory receptor activity. The transcript has a single exon. Gene Ontology annotation, biological process: G protein-coupled receptor signaling pathway. NCBI's taxonomy places the organism in Eukaryota, Metazoa, Chordata, Mammalia, Monotremata, Ornithorhynchidae. Gene Ontology annotation, cellular component: membrane. The record is from RefSeq and is a predicted model, not a curated record.